AUGGAGGUCCUUGCGAGUUCUUCAUUAUCCCCAAUUUUUUUUACUAAGCACAACAAAAUAAACCCUAAUUUCUCAAUCCAGGUGAAACUGUGGGUAUCUCAGCCUCCAAAGAUUUCGAAAGCUUGCAACUUUAGAUAUGCUCGAAAUCGAAGUAACAAACCAAACAGCAAUGCAAACCCAGGACUCGUGUUCGUCUGCAACAGAUUUCUGUGUCUUGUCGAAAGAAAUGAUCAUAGGAAGGUGAUGGUGAAAUCUUCAGUGAAUUUCAGAAAGAAAGUCUCCGUCGCAUUAGUUCGGCUAGUUUCUGUUCUUCUCGUCUCCUCCAUUUCCGUUGUUACCACUGAUUCACCAUCAUGGGGUCUUAGUGAAGAGAAUCUUCUCUUCUUAGAAGCUUGGAGAACAAUUGAUCGUGCGUAUAUAGAUAAGACCUUCAAUGGACAAAGCUGGUUUCGUUACAGAGAGACUGCUCUACGAAAUGAGCCUAUGAACACUCGAGAAGAGACAUACAUGGCUAUCAAGAAGAUGAUUGCAACAUUGGAUGAUCCUUUUACACGGUUCUUGGAGCCAGGGAAGUUUCAGAGUUUGAGGUCUGGAACUCAAGGGGCGGUGACAGGUGUCGGGCUGUCGAUAGGUUACCCUGCAGGAUCAGAUGGAUCACAGGCCGGGCUUGUCGUGAUAUCAGCUGCUCCAGGAGGUCCUGCAAAUAGAGCCGGAGUUUCACCUGGCGAUGUUAUCUUAGGAAUUGAUAAUACAACCACAGAAACUCUGACCAUUUACGACGCUGCACAGAUGUUGCAGGGGCCUGAAGGAAGUACAGUGGAGCUAGCGAUUCGUAGUGGACCUGAAACGAGAUUCUUAUCUUUGACGCGAGAGAGGGUUUCUGUGAAUCCGGUGAAGUCAAGGUUAUGUGAGAUUCCUGGUUCUGGGAGUAAUUCACCUAAGAUUGGUUAUAUCAAGCUAACAACAUUCAAUCAAAAUGCUUCUGGUGCGGUGAAGGAAGCAAUUGAGACAUUGAGAGGCAAUAAUGUAAAUGCCUUCGUCUUGGAUCUUCGAGACAAUAGCGGCGGUUCUUUCCCAGAAGGAAUUGAGAUUGCUAAAUUUUGGUUAGAUAAAGGAGUGAUUGUUUAUAUAUGCGAUAGCAGAGGUGUUAGAGAUAUAUAUGAUACUGAUGGAAGCAAUGCUAUAGCAACCUCUGAGCCUCUUGCUGUUCUUGUUAACAAAGGCACCGCGAGUGCCAGCGAGAUAUUAGCAGGCGCCUUGAAAGACAACAAACGUGCUCUGGUUUAUGGAGAACCAACUUAUGGAAAAGGUAAGAUACAGUCAGUGUUCCAGCUCUCUGAUGGUUCGGGCUUGGCAGUAACAGUUGCUCGAUAUGAGACACCAGCUCACACGGAUAUAGACAAAGUCGGUGUUACUCCUGAUCAUCCGUUGCCAAAGUCGUUUCCGAAAGACGAAGAGGCUUUUUGUAGAUGCCUCAAGGAUCCUACAGCUGCUUGUUAUCUCAAUCAAGGCCUGCUUUUUUCAAGAUGA
This is a messenger RNA of Microthlaspi erraticum, 1530 nucleotides long. Lineage: Eukaryota; Viridiplantae; Streptophyta; Magnoliopsida; Brassicales; Brassicaceae. The record is from the annotation of a GenBank genome assembly.